Lemur catta (Ring-tailed lemur) is the source of this 2025-nucleotide messenger RNA. RefSeq names its product eukaryotic translation initiation factor 2 alpha kinase 2 (gene EIF2AK2). Gene Ontology annotation, biological process: protein phosphorylation. The record is from RefSeq and is a predicted model, not a curated record. The transcript has 16 exons. Gene Ontology annotation, molecular function: double-stranded RNA binding; ATP binding; protein kinase activity. Lineage: Eukaryota; Metazoa; Chordata; Mammalia; Primates; Lemuridae. The coding region runs from base 155 to 1864 and encodes 569 amino acids.
GGCGCAUGGGGAGCCCGGCUGGUGGGCGCCGGAGAGCGCGGGACGACGGGGACGCGGAUCGGCAGCCCCCGGCCAGGCCGCCCCGGAGCGCCGUCCCAGGCCCGCGGCCAGGAGGGGGCCCUUCCCGGAUCCCCGGAAAGGAUCGCGGAACGCGAUGGGAACUAAAAACCAUUUUCCUCCCACGAAAAAUUUUGUUCAGUGCAGGUUACGGGAAGAAGAAAUGGCCAGUGAUCGUUCCCCAGGUUUCUUCAUGGAGGAACUUAAUAGAUACCGGCAGAAAAAAAAUGUAGCACUUGAGUAUCGUGAACUGCCUAAGACAGGACCUGCACAUGACCUAAGGUUUACAUUUCAAGUUAUAAUAGAUGGCAGAAAAUUUCCAGGAGCUGAAGGUAAAACAAAGAAGGAAGCAAAAAAUGCUGCGGCCAAAUUAGCUGUUGAGAUACUUAAUAAAGAAAACAAGGCAGUUAGUCCUCUCUCAUCGACAACAGACACUUCAGAAGCAUUCUCCAUUGGGAAUUACGUAGGCCUUGUUAAUAGGAUUGCCCAGAAGGCAAAAGUAACUGUAAAUUAUGAACAACGUCAAUUGAAGGACCAAGGGCCCAUGAGGUUUCAUUGUAAAUGCAAAAUUGGGCAGAGAGAAUUUCAUAUUGGUAAAGGUUCUACUAAACAGGAGGCAAAACAAUUGGCUGCUAAAAAUGCAUAUUUGCAGAUGCAAUUGGAAGACCCCUAUAUGAAAGCUGAUUCUUGUUCUUUUACUGCUGAGUAUAAUUCCAGAAGCAUCCCUUCUGAGACCAGCAAAUGUGCUUCCGAAUCAUCAUUGGAAAUUAUCUUUUCAGCAAAUGCACCAAUGAGAAAUCAUAACGGUGACAGUUUAAGUGAUUCUUCAUAUUCUAUGAAUGGUCUCAGAAGUAGUCACAAGAAGGUAAAAAGAAAUUUGGCACCUAGAUUUUAUCCUCCUGAGGGGAAUGGAAACAAGCAUACUGUGGACGUCAGGUUUGCCAAGGAUUUUAAAGAAAUAGAACCAAUUGGCACAGGUGGAUUUGGCCAAGUUUUCAAAGCAAAACACAGAAUUGAUGGAAAGACUUAUGUUAUUAAGCGUGUUAAAUAUAAUAGCGAGAAGGUAGAGCGUGAAGUAAAAGCGCUGGCGAAACUUGAUCAUGUAAAUAUCGUUCACUAUCACGCUUGCUGGGAUGGAAUCGAUUAUGAUCCUGAGAACGGUGGUUACAGUACGGAGAAUGGUGACUCUGAAUCUGAGAACAGCAUGAAUUAUUCAAGACCAGAGACUAAGUGUCUUUUCAUCCAAAUGGAAUUCUGCGAUAAAGGGACAUUGGAGCAAUGGAUUUAUGACAGAAAAGGCAAGAAACUAGACAAAGAAUUGGCUUUAAAACUCUUUGAACAAAUAACGAGUGGAGUGGAUUAUAUACAUUCGAAACAGUUAAUUCAUAGAGAUCUUAAGCCAAGUAACAUAUUUUUAGUAGAUACGAACCAAAUAAAGAUCGGAGACUUUGGACUUGUAACAUCCCUGAAAAACGAUGAAAAGCGAACAAGUAAUACAGGAACUCAGGCAUACAUGAGCCCAGAACAGAUUUCUUCACAAGAAUAUGGAAAGGAAGUGGACAUCUUUGCUUUAGGGUUAAUCCUUGCUGAACUUCUCAUAUGUGGCACUUCUAUGGAGAAAUAUAAGAUUUUCGAAGAUCUAAGGAAUGGUAUCUUCUCAGGUGCAUUUGAUGACAAAGAAAAAAUUCUUCUAAAGAAAUUACUCUCAAAGCAACCCAAAGAGCGACCUACCACAUCUGAAAUACUGAAAACCUUGUCAAUGUGGAAGGAUGAUGCCUCAGAGAAAAAGAAACGAAACACACGUUAGGGCCCUUCUAAAAAAGUAGCCUGUUUCUGUUACGUGAUAUUCCUUUAAUCAUCUAAAAUCUCAUAGGGAAUAUCAGUAUGAAUUUACCUUUUGUUUUCAUUUCCACUUAAUUUUUUACUACUAUUGCAAAACCCUGAGACAAAUAAAAGCCUUCUCAAAUA